CCAUGAAGCGCAUCUUCUCCUGCUCCAGCUCACAAGUGGCGGUGGAGAGAUGGAACCGCCGUGAUCAGAAACUGCUGGAGGCUGUGCAGCGGGGGGACGUGGGGCGCGUGGCUGCCCUGGCCUCCAGGAAGUCUGCCCGACCCACCAAGCUAGACUCCAGCGGACAGUCCCCCCAGCAGGGGGUACUGGAUGAGGACCUUCGCACUAAACUCCACGUUGCUUCCUUUUGUGGCUCUUUGCAGCAUGGUGCUAAUGAAGACGCGGUGGAUAUGGAGAACCGCAGUCCACUGCACUGGGCAGCCUCCUCUGGCUGUGCCUCGAGUGUCCUCCUGUUGUGUGACCACGAAGCCUUCUUGGAUGUAUUGGAUAAUGAUGGCCGCACACCUCUGAUGAUCGCAUCGCUGGGAGGCCAUGCAGCGAUCUGCUCCCAGCUGCUGCAGAGGGGCGCGCGAGUCAACGUCAAGGACAAAGAUGACAAGUCAGCUCUGAUCCUGGCCUGUGAGAAAGGCAGCGCAGAGGUGGCGGAACUUCUCCUGAGCCAUGGAGCAGAUGCAGGGGCGUUGGACAGCCUGGGCCACAAUGCUCUGUAUUACGCUCUGCAAACACAAGACAAGGCUUUAUGUGGGCUGUUGAGGCAGGCCUUGAACCGGCGGCGGCGAGGAGGUCAGAAGCUGGUUCAACAUCCAGAUCUUGCAUCCCAGGCCUCUCCAUCUGAGCUCCAGGUGGGUUUUCCACCCACCAGCCCAUGGAAAGCAGAGCCUGAGAAGGAGCAGGAGGAAGAGGAGGAGGAAGACCAGUGCUCAGCAGAGUGGCGGCUAAAAUAUGAAGAGGAGCAGAAGAAAGUGUCUCAGUUGGAGCGGGAGUUGGUACUAAAGACAGAAGAGUGUAAGGCUCAAGCUACAGCUUACUUGGGCCUGGAAAACCAGAUUCGAGAGCAGGUACAGGAGCUAGGGCGACUCCUAGUCCAAGAGCCUGGAGCUCCAGAAGAGCAGGGAUCUAGUUUCCGGCCUGGAGGGGACGGUAUGGAGCAGGGCUGUCCUCUGGAUCUGCUGGUGGAACAUAUACAAGAGCUGAAGAGGCAGCAGCAGAGGACUACAGUGAAGUCAUCGUUAGGUCCUAAGCUGGAGGAGCCUGGCUCAGCAGACAUCCAGCGAGGAGUAAAGCUGGAGGAGCCUGGCUCAGCAGACAUCCAGCGAGGAGUCCAUGGAACGUCCAGGGAGGAAGAGGGGCCAUCCCAAAUCCCAAGGAAGGACACAGGACAGCCACUGACCAGCCAUGGGAGGCAGACCCUUGGCCCUGAUCACAAGGACCAGCUCUGUGCUUCCCAGCAGGAGAGGCCGCAGGCCCUGGGGGUGGAACCAGCAGGCCCGGUGGAAGAAGUAGCAGCAGGCAAAGCCGCCAUGAACCAGCUACUGCUACAGCUCAGAGAGGAGCUGGCUGCAGUGUGGAGAGACAAGGACACGGCCAGAGGGGCUCUCUCCAGACCCAUCCUGGAGGGCGCCCUGGGGACGCCCCGGGCUGAGGCUGCAGCCGCUGCCUGGGAGAAGAUGGAGGCCCGUUUAGAGCGCGUGCUGGUGAGGCUGGAUCAAGCCAAGGCGGGACUGCAGGGGAAAACGGAGAUCGAGGGCCAGGGACAGGCCCGCCCAGAGGGCCAGGAAACCCCUAAAGAAAAGCCAAGGGUUCCCUGGGCCCGGGGAGAACCUCAGGGGGCUCCAGGAAAGGAACCGAGCCCCGGAGGGGCGAAGGGACUGCUGGAGAAGGAGGUGUCGGCGCUGAGGAGGAGCAACAGCCACCUGCUGGAGGAGUUGGGGGAGCUGGGUCGCGAGCGGCAGCGGCUGCAGGGGGAGCUGCAGGCGCUGGGCCUGAGGCUCCAGAGGGAGUUCGUGCCCCGGCCCGAGGCGCAGGUCCAGCUGCAGCAGCUGCGGCGCAGCGUGGGGCUGCUGGCCGACGAGCUGGCCGCGGAGAAGGAGGCCGCGGAGAAGCUGCGCCAGCGCCUGGCCUCGCACAGCGGCGGCGUCCGCGCGCUGUGGGACUGUCUGCCCGCCGACCUGGCGGGCCGCCGGGGGGAAGCCGAAGCCCUGGAGGAGCUCCAGGGGUGCGUCCGCGCCCUGGUGGACCGGCUCCGCCAGGCCCAGGGGGCGGUGGCCCGGCUGGAGGAGGAGAACCAGCGACUGCGGGGCUCGACGUCCCCGCGCGGGGAUCCGGCCGCGUCCCCACAGGUGGCCGCCCUGGAGCGGGACCUGGGGGCGCUGGAGGCGGAGCUGCGCGCCGUGCAGGCCACCAUGGGCGCCAAGAGCCAGGAGAUGGCGAAGCUGAAACAGCUGCUCUACCAGGCCACGGAGGAGGUGGCGGAGCUGCGGGCGCGCGAGGCGGCCAGCCUGCGGCGGCACGAGCAGCACCGCGCCUGGCGCCUGGACGACCGGACCGAGCGCCUCGCCGCCGCCGCCCGAGACAAGGAGGCCAAGAUCAAGGAAUUGUUGAAGAAGCUGGAGCAGCUUUCCGAGGAGGUCCUAGCAGUCCGGGGAGAAAAUGCUCGCCUUACCCUUCAGCUGCAGGAUUCCCAGAAAAACCACGAGGAGAUCAUCUCCACUUACAGGAAUCACCUGCUGAAUGCGGCCCAGGGCUACAUGGAACAGAAUGUGUACAAUAUCCUACUUCGGAUCCUCAGUGUGCAGGAGCAGUGAUGGCCUCCUGGGCCCUUCGGACGAUGUGGCAGUUCUGCGCUGCAAUCAGAGCGCCCCUGGCUGACACACGCUCCUCAAGCUGUGGCGAGUGGGGAUUGUGGACAUUUGGUGGGGGCUGGGGGUGGUGGUUUCACUUGAUCCAUGGACCCCAGACCUGAUGGUCUGGAUUCUACAUCCAUACGGAUGGAACCAGAGGUGUGGAUGAAAAGCA
Dipodomys ordii (Ord's kangaroo rat) is the source of this 2895-nucleotide messenger RNA. It is a transcript of the gene Ankrd35, whose product is annotated as ankyrin repeat domain 35. Gene Ontology annotation, molecular function: actin binding. NCBI's taxonomy places the organism in Eukaryota, Metazoa, Chordata, Mammalia, Rodentia, Heteromyidae. The record is from RefSeq and is a predicted model, not a curated record. The transcript has 13 exons. Bases 3 to 2684 code for a protein of 893 amino acids.